This is a messenger RNA of Dipodomys ordii (Ord's kangaroo rat), 2352 nucleotides long. It is a transcript of the gene Trim67, whose product is annotated as tripartite motif containing 67. The coding region runs from base 1 to 2352 and encodes 783 amino acids. Lineage: Eukaryota; Metazoa; Chordata; Mammalia; Rodentia; Heteromyidae. Gene Ontology annotation, molecular function: protein binding. The record is from RefSeq and is a predicted model, not a curated record. The transcript has 16 exons.
AUGGACAUGGCUGGCCCCAGCCCCCACAACGCCUCACCUCACUUCACCUCACCUCCAUGCGCCUCACCUCCAUACGCCGUGCCUCACCUCACCUCCAUAUACCUCAACUCACCUCCAUACACCUCAGCUCACCUCACCACCACACCAUACCACACCACACCAGCACACGCCAGGGUCUGGAUUGAAGCCGUGCGUUGUGUGCAGUGCUGGGAGUCCGGAGGCCGCUGCCCAGUCCGAAGCAGCCUCUGCGAACCGGGGGGCAUGGAGACACCCUCUUCCCGACCCCUCACCUGGCAGAACUGGAGGGCUGAUUCUGCGCCCACUGGAAACCUGGGCAUCCCACCCCAGCACCUCCCCAGGUCGGAGGAAAGUCUCUCCUCCCCACCGCACCUGCACCCUGUUCCUGGCUGUUGCAGCCUGAGUUUCUCUGAGCCUCCCGGACCCCCACUCACUCGCACAGGGCGGAGGGAGUGGCUCCGGUGCAGCCCUGUGGCAGCCAUGUCUCCAGGUGGGGGCAGCUGGGCCGAACUGAAGGCCAGAGGAGUAGUGGGGCUGAGGCCACAUUCUAGUGCAGGUGUCCAGUCCCCAAGCCUGCUGCCUGCACCACUGCACUGCCCACACCACCAAGAUGCCUCCAUCACCACACUGCCCGCACCACCAAGAUGCCCGCACCACCAGGAUGUCACCAACAACAACAUGCCCCCACCACCACGCUGCCCCCACCACCGCUGCCUGAUGCGGCUGGGCUCCAGACAUUGUCUAGCAUGCAUCGAUUUCCUGCUGAAGAAGAUCCUGGCAGGAGGUGACAAGGCCAGGGUUGUGGUGGAGCUGGGCGCCCGCUGUGAAUGCAGCAACGCCUUGCCCUUGGUGCACGGCACCCCCGAUGGAACCACCGCCAGGACGGAGGCUCUGGUUGUGCCAGCUGGGCUUCGGGAGCCCCACCGAGUGGGCCGGGUGCAUCCUUCAGUUUCCCCUCUGCCCCCAGGCGCCGCCGCCGCCCUCAGCAGCGUGCCAUGUCUCCUCCAGGCCCAGCUGUCUCAGGCCCUCAAUGGCGUUUCCGACAAGGCCAAGGAAGCAAAGGAGUUCCUGGUGCAGCUCAAGAACAUGCUGCAGCAGAUCCAGGAGAACGGGCUGGACUAUGAAGCCUGCCUGGUCGCACAGUGCGACGCCCUGGUGGACGCCCUGACCCGGCAGAAGGCCAAGCUGCUCACCAAGGUGACGAAGGAGAGGGAGCACAAGCUGAAGAUGGUCUGGGACCAGGUCAAUCACUGCACGUUGAAGCUGCGCCAGUCCACGGGGCUGAUGGAGUACUGCCUGGAGGUGAUCAAGGACGAUGAUGCCUCGGGGUUCCUGCAGUGUGGUCUCUGGGACCACAGGCCUGGCCUCACCUCUCCCCACAAGUGGGAAGGACAGCCUCUGGCAAACGUGCUGGAUGCACUGUUGCUGGAGGCAGCUGCUGCCCACGUGGCCCGGGCCUCCCUGUGCAGUCCUGCUGAGCUGGCCUUGCCCUGGUGGCCAGUGGUCAAGCCCACUAUGCCCCCCGGGCCCCUGCUGCAGCUGGAGAAAUGCUGCACGCGAAACAACAGCGUCACGCUGGCCUGGAGGACGCCACCCUUCGCCCACAGCCCCGCCGACGGCUACAUCCUGGAGCUGGAUGAUGGCGACGGGGGCCAGUUCCGGGAAGUGUAUGUGGGCAAGGAGACCCUGUGUACCAUUGACGGGCUCCACUUCAACAGCACCUACAACGCCAGAGUAAAAGCUUUCAACACCGCCGGCGCCGGGCCGUACAGCAAGACAGUGGUCCUGCAGACCUCAGAUGUGGCCUGGUUCACCUUUGACCCCAACUCUGGGCACCGAGACAUCAUUUUGUCCAAUGACAACCAGACGGCCACCUGCAGCAGCUAUGAUGACCGUGUGGUGCUGGGCACAGCCGCCUUCUCCAAGGGCGUGCACUACUGGGAGCUGCACGUGGACCGCUACGACAACCACCCUGAUCCCGCCUUUGGCGUGGCCCGGGCCAGCGUGGCCAAGGACAUGAUGCUGGGCAAGGACGACAAGGCCUGGGCCAUGUACGUGGACAACAACCGGAGCUGGUUCAUGCACUGCAACUCCCACACCAACAGGACGGAAGGCGGCGUGUGCAAAGGAGCCACCGUGGGCGUGCUGCUGGACCUGAACAAGCACAGCCUGACCUUCUUCAUCAAUGGGCAGCAGCAGGGCCCCACGGCCUUCAGCCACGUGGACGGGGUCUUCAUGCCCGCCCUCAGUCUCAACCGCAACGUGCAGGUCACUCUGCACACAGGCCUGGACGUGCCCACAAGCCUGGGGCAGCCACAGCCAGCAGGCAACUAG